Molecule: messenger RNA, 1662 nt
Organism: Diaporthe amygdali
Lineage: Eukaryota; Fungi; Ascomycota; Sordariomycetes; Diaporthales; Diaporthaceae
Product: ferric reductase like transmembrane component
Exons: 5
Coding region: 1-1662 (553 amino acids)
Biological process (GO): defense response; superoxide anion generation
Cellular component (GO): plasma membrane; NADPH oxidase complex
Molecular function (GO): superoxide-generating NAD(P)H oxidase activity
Source: RefSeq, a predicted model, not a curated record
AUGGGCUACGGCACGUUGGUUAAGAAACAGUUUACUGUUCCGAAGCUGUCCUUCUACUUCAUAUUUUGGGCAAUCCACUUCUUCCUGUUUGGAUUUGGAUGGUAUAAGCAAGCGUCCGAUCCGCGACUCGCGGGUCUCAACUCGCUGCAGUUUUCCGUCUGGAUUUCGCGAGGUGCCGGUCUGGUGUUGAGUUUCGAUGGCUUGUUUAUUUUGCUGCCAGUGUGUCGGACACUGGUGAGAUGGCUCCGACCGAAGCUUAGGUUCCUGCCCUUGGACGAGAACCUCUGGUUCCAUCGACAGGUCGCAUACGCGAUGCUGUUUUUCACCAUCUGCCAUGUCACUGCUCACUACGUCAACUUCUUCAACGUCGAGCGAACGCAAAUCCGACCCGUUCUCGCACUGCAGAUUCACUAUGCCCAACCUGGUGGUAUCACUGGCCACAUCAUGCUCCUCUGCAUGCUUCUCAUGUACACCACUGCGCACCACAGAAUUCGCCAGCAGUCGUUCGAGACUUUCUGGUAUACUCACCACCUGUUUAUCCCUUUCCUGAUCGGACUCUACACUCACGCAGUCGGCUGUUUCGUGCGUGACUCGGCCAAUGGAUUCUCGCCAUUUGCCGGCGAUAUCUUCUGGACCCACUGCAUUGGUUACCAGGGUUGGAGAUGGGAGCUCUUUGGCGGUGGAAUAUAUUUGACGGAGCGACUUUACCGUGAGAUCCGGGCCCGCCGUUCAACCAAGAUCACCCGUGUCGUCCGCCACCCUUACGACGUCGUCGAGAUUCAAUUCUCAAAGCCUUCAUUCAAGUACAAGGCCGGCCAGUGGCUGUUCCUCCAACUGCCUUCCGUUUCCAAGUACCAGUGGCACCCCUUCACCAUCACCUCGUGCCCUUACGACCCCUACGUCUCAGUCCACGUCCGCCAGGUCGGUGACUUCACCCGGGCGCUCGGUGAUGCGGUCGGUGCCGGAGGCGCUCAGGCCAAGCUGUAUGAGGGUGUCGACCCAAUGGGUAUGUACGAAGUGGCGCUGCAGAACGGGCAGCAGAUGCCAGCGCUCCGAAUCGACGGACCCUACGGCGCUCCCGCGGAGGACGUGUUCGAGAACGAGAUCGCAGUGCUGGUUGGCACGGGUAUUGGUGUGACGCCGUGGGCCGCCAUCCUCAAGAACAUCUGGCACUUGCGCAACAGCCCGAACCCGCCGACCCGUCUCCGCCGUGUCGAGUUCCUUUGGAUCUGCAAGGACACAAACUCGUUCGAAUGGUUCCAGACGCUCCUGUCAUCACUUGAGCAGCAGAGUACCGAGGCCGCGCGCAUCCCAGGUAGCUCGGGCGUCGAGUUCCUCAAGAUCCACACCUACCUGACGCAGAAGCUGGACCAGGACACCAUGAACAAUAUCGUGCUGAACUCGGUCGGCGCCGAGGUCGACCCUCUCACCGAGCUCAAGUCCCGCACCAACUUUGGCCGACCCGACUUUGCUAGGCUCUUCACGGGAAUGAGGGACGGUAUUCUGGACCGGACGUACCUGAACGGUCUGGAGGGCAGCAUGAGGACGACUGUUGGUGUUUACUUCUGUGGUCCCUCGGCAGCAGCUCGCGACAUCAAGAAAGCAUGCAAAGCCGCUACUGUUAGGGAGGUUGAUUUCCGUUUCUGGAAGGAGCACUUCUAA